Aspergillus campestris IBT 28561 is the source of this 309-nucleotide messenger RNA. RefSeq names its product LYR motif-containing protein 2. The transcript is spliced from 5 exons. The coding region runs from base 1 to 309 and encodes 102 amino acids. The record is from RefSeq and is a predicted model, not a curated record. NCBI's taxonomy places the organism in Eukaryota, Fungi, Ascomycota, Eurotiomycetes, Eurotiales, Aspergillaceae. Gene Ontology annotation, cellular component: mitochondrion.
AUGCGACAGGGUAUGCGAUUGCUCGCGGCUGUCUCGCGUGGACAGUCGUCGAAGCUGAGGAAACCGGCCGUCAGCCUAGACCAUUUUAUUCAGAGACAGCGGGUUCUUGGUCUUUGGCGGGAGAUUGUCAGGGCGCUGCACAAGAUCCCACCGUCAUCAACUCGAGAUGAACUGCAUAACUAUGCCCGACAUGAGUUCGAGCGACGUCGCGACAUCACAGACUUGCAACAUAUCCGGUACUUGCUUUCGACAGGAAAGGCCGAAUUUGACACCAUGAGACGGUAUAUAGACGAGCAAGUUGUAGGCUGA